Molecule: messenger RNA, 3000 nt
Organism: Cololabis saira (Pacific saury)
Lineage: Eukaryota; Metazoa; Chordata; Actinopteri; Beloniformes; Belonidae
Product: calpain-1 catalytic subunit-like
Exons: 22
Coding region: 133-2238 (701 amino acids)
Biological process (GO): proteolysis
Cellular component (GO): cytoplasm
Molecular function (GO): calcium ion binding; calcium-dependent cysteine-type endopeptidase activity
Source: RefSeq, a predicted model, not a curated record
GGAGGACCGGAGCAGAUCCCGACCUAACAGACCCCCCAUUGCCUUUACAGAGACUGAGAUUGACGGCGACCAUCAGUGCAUCAGUCCGGGGUUCCUGCACACGCAGCCGGGACUCUGUCUUCUGAGCGCCGUAUGUAUCCAGCCGGGGGGAUAUCUGCAAGCAUACACGCCAACAGGCUCCGGUCGGAGGGCAUGGGCUCCAAGGACCAGGCCGUGCUCUUCUCCAAUCAGGACUACGAGGCGCUGAAGCAGGACUGUGUGGAGUCGGGAUGUCUGUUCGAAGACCCCUGCUUCCCUGCUGAACCUCCAUCUCUGGGCUUUAAGGAGCUCGCACCGCACUCCUCUAAAACAAGAGAUGUGGUUUGGAUUAGGCCCACGGAACUGACCGAUGACCCCCAGUUCAUUGUGGGUGGGGCCACCAGAACAGACAUCUGUCAGGGUGCUCUUGGUGACUGCUGGCUCUUAGCAGCCAUCGGCUCCCUGACUCUGAAUGAGAGGCUCCUUCAUCGGGUCGUUCCGCACGGCCAGUCCUUUCAGGAUGACUACGCUGGAAUCUUCCACUUUCAGUUCUGGCAGUUUGGCGAAUGGGUAGAUGUUGUGAUUGACGAUCGACUGCCUGUCAAAGACGGGGAGCUGAUGUUUGUCCAUUCAGCCGAAGGCAAUGAAUUCUGGAGCGCACUCCUGGAGAAAGCCUAUGCCAAGCUAAAUGGCUCCUACGAGGCUCUGUCUGGAGGAAGCACCACUGAGGGGUUUGAAGACUUCACAGGUGGUGUGUCUGAGAUGUACGAGCUGCGCAAGGCUCCUCGAGAUCUGUACAGGAUAAUCAGCAAAGCUCUGGAGAGAGGCUCCCUGCUGGGUUGCUCUAUCGAUAUCACUAGUGCCUUCGACAUGGAGGCCGUUACGUUCAAGAAGCUCGUGAAGGGCCAUGCCUACUCGGUGACUGCAUUGAAGGAGGUUGAUUACCGUGGUGACACGGUGCGCCUUAUCCGAAUACGUAACCCCUGGGGCCAGGUGGAAUGGACCGGUGCCUGGAGUGACAAUUCCCCUGAAUGGGAUGAGGUUGACCCUUCGGACCAGGAAGACUUGAUGGAGGAUGGGGAAUUUUGGAUGUCUUUCAGUGAAUUCUUGCGACAGUUUUCUCGACUUGAGAUCUGUAACUUGACUCCAGACGUACUUAGUGAGGACGCUGUCAGCCACUGGAACACCAUGAAGUUCUACGGCAUGUGGAGGAAAGGCAGCACAGCGGGGGGCUGCAGGAACCAUCCCAACACGUUUUGGAUCAACCCCCAGUACAAAAUCACGUUACUGGAGGAGGAUGAUGACCCGGAAGACGAUGAGGUGGCGUGCAGUUUUUUGGUAGCCCUCAUGCAGAAGGACCGCCGCAGAUAUCGGCGUCAGGGUGGGGACAUGCACACCAUUGGCUUUGCUGUCUACGAGAUUCCAGAAGAGUACAGAGGCUGCCAGAAUGUCCACUUGAAGAAAAACUUCUUUUUGAGUCAUUCGUCAUGUGCUCGCUCAGAGACGUUCAUCAACCUGCGGGAGGUGAGCACACGGCUGCGUCUGCCCCCCGGGGAGUACCUCAUUGUCCCCUCGACCUUUGAGGCUGGCCAAGAGGCCGACUUUGUGCUCCGAGUCUUCACUGAAAAACAGUCAGAAACAGAAGAGCUGGACGAUGAAAUCUCUGCUGACUUUGGAGAUGAGGAGGAAAUAACAGAAGAUACCAUUGAUGACUCUUUUAAGGCCAUGUUUGCACAACUAGCAGGAGAGGACAUGGAGAUUUCUAUUCGUGAGCUUCGGACCAUUCUUAACAGAGUCGUCUCCCGCCACAAGGAUCUGAAGACUGAUGGCUUCAGUAUGGAAUCAUGCAGGACCAUGAUCAACCUGAUGGAUAAAGACGGCAGUGCCCGCUUAGGACUUGUGGAGUUUCAGAUCCUCUGGAACAAGAUCCGAAAGUGGCUGGUCACUUUCAGGGAGUUUGAUCUCGACAAGUCGGGGGCCAUGAGCUCAUACGAGAUGCGUCUUGCUGUGGAGGCAGCAGGUUUCAAACUAAAUAACCAGCUGAACCAGAUUCUGGUCGCCAGGUAUGCAGAGAAUGAAAUGGUCGACUUUGAUAACUUCAUCUGCUGCUUGGUCAAGCUUGAAGCGAUGUUUAGGUCUUUCCAGCAGUUUGACAAAGAGGGAACAGGAGAGGCUGAGAUGACUCUCACAGAGUGGCUUUACCUGACGAUGUGUGGAUGAGCUGGCCUGACUGUACAGGAGGAAGAUGUCAUGGCAUGUUGCCUGCAGCUCUGAAGACCCCUCUGCCUUUUACACGCUCCACCUCAGUGCAACUAAAAAGUAAAAUAAAAGCUGUACAGACAAAAACCCGUCUAAAAAAGCCAAAAACUAUGCAAACCCUAUAGUAAAAACCAGUAACCAUGCAACAUGCAUUUAUCACUGUAAAUGGAGAGGGAAAAAAAACAACCACAGCUUGUUCCUGUGUAUGCUGCACCACAAAUUAGUUUUUACAUUUUAAGUUUUUCUGUUUACGUUGAAAUCAUAUUAUAAUUUUAAUAAUUAAGAUAUAUUACUAAAACUGUCUGGAGUUUUAAAUGUGUUAGUAUAGUGCUAACAGACACAAUCAUUCUACAGGUAUUUGUUUUUAACCUGAUUUAAAAUAAAACAGGAAUCAAUCAGUAUUGUUUAUUUCAUACUUUGACCUUUAGGUGGCAGUACAGACCUAAUGUGAGUCCAAGUAUUUGUCCUUACCUCAUAGUUUUAAUGUUUUUAUUCAGUUUAAGCAGCUGCCUUUUCUGUUUUUUAAAUUUGCACUUUAGUUUUAGCCGUUAGAAAAGUUUUCUCACAUUAAAGAAAACAAUUAUUGUAAAGCGAUACUAACAGGAAUCGCAUGACGCUGAAAGUCUCAUAUGUAUACAUGUUAACGUAGAAGUUAAAAUUGUGCCAGUCAUGCUUUGUCUUGCCAAUGUAAGUUGUGCCUUCAAUAAAUAUUUCUUCUGAAAA